AUGGCCCUGGUCACCCUGCAGCGCUCGCCGACCCCCAGCGCCGCCUCCUCGGCCAGCGCCAGCGAGCUGGAGGUUGGCAGUGAUGAAGAUCGCAAAUUAAACCUUAGCUUAAGUGAGAGCUUUUUCAUGGUGAAAGGAGCAGCGCUUUUCUUACAACAGGGAAACAGUCCACAAGGCCAGCGGAGUCUGCAGCAUCCUCACAAGAAUGCAGGUGACUUGCCCCAGCACCUUCAAGUGAUGAUCAACCUUCUGCGCUGUGAGGACAGAAUCAAAUUGGCUGUGCGCUUGGAAAGCAUGUGGACAGAUCGAGUCAGAUACAUGGUGGUCGUGUAUAGCAGUGGGCGGCAAGACACAGAAGAAAACAUUUUACUGGGAGUGGACUUUUCUAGCAAAGAAAGUAAAAGCUGCACUAUCGGGAUGGUCCUGCGCCUGUGGAGUGAUACCAAGAUACAUCUUGAUGGAGAUGGUGGAUUUAGUGUGAGCACUGCAGGGAAGAUGCAUAUCUUCAAACCAGUUUCUGUGCAAGCUAUGUGGUCUGCCCUGCAGAUCCUCCACAAAGCUUGUGAGGUCGCACGGAGGUACAAUUACUUCCCAGGUGGAAUGGCUCUGGUCUGGGCCACGUACUAUGAAAGCUGCAUCAGUUCGGACCAGAGUUGCAUCAAUGAGUGGAACACGAUGCAGGACCUGGAGUCGACACGCCCCGAUUCCCCAGCGUUGUUUGUUGACAAGCCAACUGAGGGGGAAAGAACAGAGCGGUUCAUUAAAGCCAAACUCCGAAGUAUCAUGAUGAGCAAAGAUCUGGAAAACGUGACCUCCAAAGAAAUACGAAAUGAGCUGGAGAAGCAGAUGAAUUGCAACUUGAAAGAAUUCAAGGAAUUUAUAGACAAUGAAAUGCUGCUUAUCCUGGGGCAGAUGGACAAACCAUCUCUGAUUUUUGAUCAUCUGUAUCUGGGGUCUGAGUGGAAUGCCUCCAACCUGGAAGAGCUUCAAGGCUCGGGCGUCUACUACAUUUUAAAUGUCACCAGGGAGAUUGAUAAUUUUUUCCCUGGUCUAUUUGCGUAUCAUAAUAUCCGGGUGUACGACGAGGAGACGACAGACCUCCUGGCUCACUGGAAUGAGGCAUAUCAUUUCAUAAAUAAAGCCAAGAAAAAUCACUCUAAGUGUCUGGUACACUGCAAAAUGGGUGUUAGCCGGUCUGCCUCUACGGUUAUAGCUUAUGCAAUGAAGGAAUUUGGCUGGUCCUUGGAAGAAGCCUAUAAUUACGUGAAGCAAAAACGCAGCAUUGCAAGACCAAAUGCAGGCUUCAUGAAACAGCUGCUGGAAUAUGAAGGGAUUUUAGAUGCAAGCAAACAGCGUCAUAACAAGCUGUGGAAGCAGCAAGCAGAGAGCAACCUAUCCCAGAAUGCAGAUGAUUCUACGGGGCCCAAUGACUUCCUGCUCGAUAGCUUAGACAUCGAUCUAGAAAACCGCCUAUCUGAUCUGGACGCGCCUUCACAGUCCACGUACUUGGACAACAGAGCCAAUAUGGAGGCCGGGGGGUUUCACUACUGCUUCCGGCGCCUGUCCGACUCGCUGCUGGAGAACAAGCUGCCUGGUGACAGGGAAAUAUUUUUCCAGGUGGAGGAUCUAGAGCGAGACGUGCUUUCGGAGCAGGCCAAUUUGCUGGUGGAUCAGCCUCCCCAAAUCCCUCCUGAGGCUGCGGCAGACACAAUGAAGGCCAAGGAGAAAGUAGAACCACUGGCAGAGCUGAGAAGUUUCUGCGAGAAGGAAGUGAAGAAGUUGGAGUCCAGCAUGCCAAAGGGGAGGAGUGUGCCCAGUCAGGUGGAUCCGGGAAAGGAAAGCAUCAGGGAGGAAAAUCCCGUGGAAAGGUGGAAGCGGCGCUUGUCUGUACACAAGGAAGAGAACUUACUGAACAGAGAGAACUUGAAUAACAACAACAGCAAGAGGAGCUGCCCAGAGGAGUUCGAGCGUGAUGCCAUAUUUGGAAUCCUCAGUAAAGUCAAGCCUUCCUACCAGUCAUGCACUGACUGCAUGUAUUCCUCAGCCAGUGCAUCCGCUGAAGCCUCUGGGGAGCAGUGUGAGACGCUGAAUCCAGCUGCCGCAUGCUGCAGUUCUACAAUCUGUACUCAGCCUUCGCUCCUCUCCCAUGUGACUUCUAACUUGUCGGACCAAAUGCCUAGCAAGUCGCAGGCUGAGGAAAUAAUCAGGGCUAAAAAUGAUGUUUUGCCUCCAUUGCUGCAGGGAACUAGUGUUUUGGAAGGUGGCACCUGCAAAUCUGUGGCGGAUCAGCAUUGCAAUAUUUCUGAAAAGCCAAAAGAUGCACCAAAAACACCUGUCAAAGCACUGCUUGUCAGGAGAAAUUCCCACUGUGAGAAAAGCCCUCUGAAUACAGAAGUGAUGAAGGAAGAGCCUCCAUCCAGAAAAGAUGUCAAACCCACGAAGGACCUGAAGUACUUGCUGUUUAGUAAGGAUUUGGAAAAGCCAACCACAAACAGUUAUUUGAUGCAGCAUCAAGAAUCUCUUAUUCAGCUUCAAAAAGCUGGCUUAGUUAGGAAGCAUACCAAAGAACUGGAGCGUCUGAAGAGUGUGCCGUCAGAAUCCUCGUCACUGGUAAGAGAGAGCUCCGUGAGCAGAAUUGAUGCUAGUAUACCAGAGGAAAACCAAGAUUUGGCUUUGCACCAAGACCCAGUAUCUCUUCUGGGUCCAGCACCUUUAAUAUCUGAAGACACAGAGAAUGAUGUGGAGAAGUUAGAGGCCAAAAACCCCUUACAGGGACUGUCUCAGAAAACCUCCACGCCUGUCCUGUGCAGGCUGGAACACAUGAGCAGUUACACAAAGGACUUUCUGAAGACCAUAUGUUAUACGCCGUCAUCUUCCAGGAGUUCCAACUUGACGCGCAGUUCUAGUAGCGACAGCAUACACAGUGUGCAUGGGAAACCUGGCCUGGUGAAACAACGAACUCAGGAAAUCGAAACCAGGCUACGACUUGCUGGUUUGACUGUUUCUUCCCCUCUGAAGAGAUCCAAUUCUCUUGCCAAGCUAGGGUGUCUUAACUUGUCCUCCGAGGACUUAUCGAGUGACAUGGAUGUGUCAACGCUAAUGAACUCAAAAGAGGCCAAAUCGAGUGAGUCUUCCAUGCUUUGUGAGUCACAAUCCUCUCUGAGGAGCAUGGACGUAAGCUCCAAACUGCUAGCAAAUUCAGCCACAGGAAACUUGAAGAGCACACUUUGGAAGGGCAAAAGUUGA
Emys orbicularis (European pond turtle) is the source of this 3246-nucleotide messenger RNA. RefSeq names its product slingshot protein phosphatase 1 (gene SSH1). Bases 1 to 3246 code for a protein of 1081 amino acids. The record is from RefSeq and is a predicted model, not a curated record. Lineage: Eukaryota; Metazoa; Chordata; Testudines; Emydidae. Gene Ontology annotation, biological process: protein dephosphorylation; negative regulation of actin filament polymerization; actin cytoskeleton organization. Gene Ontology annotation, cellular component: cytoplasm. Gene Ontology annotation, molecular function: actin binding; protein tyrosine/serine/threonine phosphatase activity. The transcript has 15 exons.